GAAUCUUCACCAUCGAAUUAUAAAUGCGAAAAAAACAUGUCGAAAAGCCACAAACAAGGAAAACAGAUCACUACAUCGGAGUCAGAAAGAGGCCAUGGGGAAAGUUCGCCGCAGAAAUAAGAGAUUCGACGAGGCAUGGGAUUAGGGUUUGGCUCGGAACAUUCGAUACUGCAGAAGAUGCACCCAUGGCCUACGACCAAGCCGCGGUCGCAAUGAGAGGUCCUUCAGUUGUAAUGAAUUUCCCAUUGGAAAAAGUGUUGGAAUCUCUUGCGCAGAUGAACUACAGCUGUAAGAAGGGCUCGUCGCCGGCGAAGGCCUUAAAGGAUUCCCAUAAAAUGAUAAGUAGAUCAACCAACAGAAGGAGACAAGAGGUUAUGGAAAUGGAUAAGGGUUUGGUAGUUCUUGAGGAAUUGGGAUCAGAUUUAUUGGAUGAGCUUUUGUCCAACACUUUGCCAAGUAAUUAAAAAUAAAUCAAACAAGUUUAUUUUUGUUCAUUUGAUUUCAUUUGUG
Messenger RNA from Andrographis paniculata, 510 nucleotides. Its product is annotated as ethylene-responsive transcription factor 1B-like. The coding region runs from base 24 to 464 and encodes 146 amino acids. The transcript has a single exon. Gene Ontology annotation, biological process: regulation of DNA-templated transcription; ethylene-activated signaling pathway. Gene Ontology annotation, molecular function: DNA binding; DNA-binding transcription factor activity. Lineage: Eukaryota; Viridiplantae; Streptophyta; Magnoliopsida; Lamiales; Acanthaceae. The record is from RefSeq and is a predicted model, not a curated record.